Molecule: messenger RNA, 1409 nt
Organism: Helicoverpa zea (corn earworm)
Lineage: Eukaryota; Metazoa; Arthropoda; Insecta; Lepidoptera; Noctuidae
Product: V-type proton ATPase subunit D
Exons: 6
Coding region: 120-860 (246 amino acids)
Cellular component (GO): proton-transporting V-type ATPase complex
Molecular function (GO): proton-transporting ATPase activity, rotational mechanism
Source: RefSeq, a predicted model, not a curated record
UCACAAGACCACGCAUAGACAAUAUUUUAUCACUUGUCUUCUGUCAUCAGGUGAUUUAGGUUUGGAAGUGAAAAAGUCCUGAAAUUGGGAUAAAACGCCAAAUAUUUUCCUAAAUCAAUAUGUCUGGAAAAGAUAGAUUAGCGAUUUUCCCUUCUCGUGGUGCUCAGAUGUUGAUAAAGGGCCGUCUGGCUGGUGCACAGAAAGGCCAUGGUCUCCUGAAGAAGAAGGCUGACGCCCUCCAAGUGAGGUUCCGUAUGAUUCUGAGCAAAAUUAUUGAGACAAAGACCCUUAUGGGUGAAGUAAUGAAAGAAGCUGCAUUCUCAUUGGCUGAAGCUAAGUUUACUACCGGAGACUUCAACCAGGUGGUUCUGCAGAACGUUACCAAGGCUCAAAUUAAGAUCCGCUCAAAGAAAGACAAUGUUGCUGGUGUAACCCUCCCAAUUUUCGAGUCAUACCAAGACGGUACUGAUACAUAUGAGCUGGCCGGUCUGGCCCGAGGUGGUCAGCAACUCACCAAGCUGAAGAAGAACUUCCAGAGUGCUGUCAAACUGCUGGUUGAAUUGGCUUCCCUGCAGACAGCCUUCGUGACCCUUGAUGAGGUCAUUAAGAUCACCAACAGGCGUGUCAACGCUAUUGAGCAUGUAAUUAUCCCGCGAUUGGAGCGCACACUCGCUUACAUCAUCUCUGAGUUGGAUGAGCUGGAGCGUGAGGAGUUCUACCGGCUUAAGAAGAUCCAGGACAAGAAGAAGAUUAUCAAGGAUAAGGCGGAGGCGCACAAACAGGCGAUGUUGGCUGCCGGUAAGGACCUGGCUGACUCUGCGAACUUGCUCGACGAAGGCGAUGAAGACCUCUUGUUCUAAGGCCUAGGCCUCCAAUGUAGACACUCAUAUAUCUAGCCAGUUGUUAGUAGCGUGCAGUCAAGGCCUAUCAAAAAUCUAAGUCAAAAAUCUUUGACCAAUUCUGCCCCAUCAGGAACUUUUGAUGCUACCCAUGCCACGCAUCCCUCCUCAGUUUCCAAACUUGACUGCAUGAAUAAAAUGAUAUUACAGUGUUCAUUACCUACGUUGUAAAUACAGUAUUGUUGUAUCACUGUUAAAUAUUAACUAUGUGCUGUUAAAUCUUUACGUCACCUACUAUUGCGGUUUAAAACGGCUAUUUAUUAUUAAGAUUGGCUGUUUGCUUAGGCGUUUGUUGUAUGUAAGCAUUCCACCACAUUUUGAUUUUGUUUUUAUUUUUCAAAGCUUUUUGAAACGCUGUAUGUAGCAUAAAAUCAGUAUAAGUACACCUAUUAAGUAUUUAUGGUUUUUGAAUUGUUGUUUGGUAACUAACUUAACGAAAUAUAUUUUAAGUAAGCAAUCAAUCAUGUAAAUACAAGUUUGUGAAGCGAAAUAUAUUAUUAUUAUUAUUGA